AUGACAAAUAACGAUAAAGAGAAGCAACCACUUUUGUCAUCAAUUAAUAAUGAAGACGAUAAUGGUGCCACUAUAAAUAUUGUCGAGCCAGUGCCAUGGUACUCAAAUAUACCACAAAAAAUUAAAAACUCUAUGAGUAAAGAAACAAUCACAAUUUUAAUUUAUGUAGUUUUAUAUGUUACCUCUGGUGUAAUCAAUAGUGUUUUAUUAAAAAAAGUUAUGAACAAAUUUACAAAUUAUGCAUUUUUCCUUAGUCAAUUGACAAAUUUUGGUUAUGUACCAAUUUUUGGAGCAGUAACAGCAUAUAAGAUUUUCUUUACAAAGGAUAUCCCGCAAGAAACAAGAGAUUUCCCAACACGUAAAUUUGCAAUUAUGGGUGCAUUGGAUGCAAUUACAGGUUUCUUUGUAGUUAUUGGUGGUGUUUCAACAUCAGGUCCAUUACAACAAUUAUUGAAUCAAGCUAUCAUUCCAUUUACAAUGAUUGCCUCCUUCAUUUUCUUAAAGGAACGUUAUUCAUUAAUUCAAUUGGGUGGUGCUUUGGUUAUUAUUGGUGGUGUUGUCACCUCUUUAAUUCCUUCUUUACUUGGUGGUUCUUCAGGUGGUAAUAAACCAUUUUGGAAUUUCUUUUAUUUAUUAUCUGUAAUUCCUGGUGCACUUUCAAAUGUUUAUAAAGAUAUUGGUUUCCAAGCAGUUGCAGAUAUGGAUGUUUGGUAUUUACAAUAUUGGGAUUCAUUAUAUCAAUCAAUUUUUGGUCUUUUCCUUUUCCCAGUUAAUAAUUGGUUACCACCACCAGCUACUGUUAAAUUUGAACAAAUUUUACCAUUUAUGAAAGAAGGUGCAGAAUGUUUAGCUGGUAUUAAUUCAAUUAUACCAUCAUAUAUUAAUGGAACAUCAUCAUUUACAGCAACUUCAUGUACUUAUGCACCAGAUGCAACCAUUACUUGUGAUGAUUGUCAUAAUGCAUGGAUUGUUAUUAUUUUAUAUAUGACUAUCAAUAUCAUUUAUAAUAUUUUCAUUUUGUUAGUAUUGAAACAUGCAGGUGCAACCGUUUAUUCAAUUGCCAAUACCCUUCGUUUACCAUUGACCAAUAUUGUUUUCUCAAUUCAUUUCAUUAUGGGCUCUGCUGUAUCUCCAUUCUCUGGAUUGUCCGUUGCGGGUCUAGUCAUUAUUUUAGUGGGUCUAGGUGGUUAUCGUGUUGGUUCAAUGAUCAAACAAAAGAAAGCUGCUGCCGCUGGUGGUGCUAUUAAAGUUAUACCAUCGUAUGGACCUGCAGGUAUGGAUAAUAUUAUACCAGUUCAAAAAGAAUAUAUUGAACCAAAGAGUCAAGCUCACUUAAGAAAUCAAUUCUUUGGUAAAUUAGGUAUCAAUGUUCCUGAGGCAAGAUAUAGAGCUGCUAAUAAUAAUAAUUAUGGUGAUGCUUAA
Dictyostelium discoideum AX4 is the source of this 1422-nucleotide messenger RNA. RefSeq lists its product as hypothetical. Gene Ontology annotation, molecular function: xenobiotic transmembrane transporter activity. NCBI's taxonomy places the organism in Eukaryota, Evosea, Eumycetozoa, Dictyosteliales, Dictyosteliaceae. The coding region runs from base 1 to 1422 and encodes 473 amino acids. The record is from RefSeq and is a predicted model, not a curated record. The transcript is spliced from 4 exons. Gene Ontology annotation, biological process: xenobiotic transport. Gene Ontology annotation, cellular component: vacuolar membrane.